UCAGCAAAGUUGUCGCUACCGUGGUCGCGAUGGGGAAGUCAGAUUUUCUUACCCCAAAGGCCAUCGCCAACAGGAUCAAGUCCAAGGGGCUUCAGAAGCUGCGCUGGUAUUGCCAGAUGUGCCAGAAGCAGUGUCGGGACGAGACGUGAUGCUCCUCGAUUUGUCAUAAAACGGGGACGUUGAAUAGUGCAGGACUGGAUGCCUGGGGGAUAACAGUGACAGUCAUCUCUGACCUGACGCGACUCAAGAGAAACAGGGUGGAUAGGAUUCACACCUCUUUUCGGGAUCAGAUGAAAAAGGACAACUAAGCACCGACACACUACUCAUCUAACAAGCGUCUGUGGAGCCCCUACAGUGUGCCCGGCCCAGGAUAGGACUGUGGAUAGCCUCGUGGACGGGAGUCAGACUGUCAGAAUCCUGAAUCCCAGCCGCGCCACUUCGUAACUGUGUAGUCUUGGGCAAGUUGCUUGCAUUUCCUUCUGCCUGUUUGCUUACCUUGUAAAGUGAGAAUAACAGUUGUACUUACUGAAUGGCUUCAAAUGUCACUGUAUGUCUGAAUCUCAUCAGAGACAACUCUUGCUGGCUUCUGAAAAUCCUCAGCAGUUUAUGGAUUAUUUUUCAGAGGAAUUCCGAAAUGACUUCCUAGAACUUCUCAGGAGACGCUUUGGCACUAAGAGAGUUCACAACAACAUCGUUUAUAAUGAGUAUAUCAGCCACCGAGAGCACAUCCAUAUGAACGCCACUCAGUGGGAGACCCUGACUGAUUUUACUAAGUGGCUGGGCAGAAAAGGUUUGUGCAAGGUGGAUGAGACCCCGAAAGGCUGGUAUAUUCAGUACAUAGACAGGGACCCAGAAACUAUCCGCCGGCAGCUGGAACUAGAGAAAAAGAAGAAGCAGGACCUUGAUGAUGAGGAAAAAACAGCCAAAUUUAUUGAAGAACAAGUGAGAAGAGGCCUGGAAGGGAAAGAACAGGAGGCUCCUAUUUUUACAGAAUUAAGCAGAGAAAAUGAUGAAGAAAAAGUUACAUUUAAUUUGAAUAAAGGAGCAUGUAGUUCAGCAGCAGCGUCAUCCAAAUCAAGUUCCUUGGGACCAAGCGCAUUGAAUACCAUCGGGAAUGCAGCAUCAGUUAAAAGAAAAGAAUCCUCCCGGAGCUCAGCUCAAUCAAAAGAAAAGAAAAAAAAGAAAUCUGCACUUGACGAAAUCAUGGAGAUCGAAGAGGAAAAGAAAAGAACUGCCCGAACAGACCACUGGCUACAGCCUGAAAUCAUCGUGAAAAUUAUAACCAAAAAACUCGGAGAGAAAUAUCAUAAGAAAAAGGGUGUUGUGAAGGAAGUAAUUGACAAAUAUACAGCUGUUGUAAAGAUGAUUGACUCUGGAGACAAGCUGAAACUUGACCAGACUCAUUUAGAAACAGUAAUUCCAGCACCAGGAAAAAGAAUUCUCGUUUUAAACGGAGGCUACAGAGGGAAUGAAGGCACCUUAGAAUCCAUCAACGAGAAGACCUUCUCAGCUACUAUAGUCAUUGAAACUGGCCCUUUAAAAGGACGCAGAGUUGAAGGAAUUCAAUAUGAAGACAUUUCGAAACUUGCCUGAGUUUGAAAAUUUGUUAACACAUGAAAACCCUAAAGCAUCAAAUUGGUGUUCACCAAGGCAUUAUGAGACUCUACUGUGUUAGGGUGUUUCUUUUGUAUAGAGCAAAUGGAUUUAUUUAAAUAUUACUGUAUAGUUGUUCAGCUAAGCUUAUAGAAAAAUCUAAUUAUGUCUCAUGAAGUAUCAAAACAAUGUGAUUUUGUUCUUGUUUUUGUUUGCUUUGUAAUAUUUCCUUAAUGACGUUUUAUCUUCAUUAAAAGAAUGUUAUUGUAAA
Messenger RNA from Ailuropoda melanoleuca (giant panda), 1864 nucleotides. It is a transcript of the gene KIN, whose product is annotated as Kin17 DNA and RNA binding protein. NCBI's taxonomy places the organism in Eukaryota, Metazoa, Chordata, Mammalia, Carnivora, Ursidae. The record is from RefSeq and is a predicted model, not a curated record. The coding region runs from base 550 to 1593 and encodes 347 amino acids. Gene Ontology annotation, molecular function: double-stranded DNA binding. Gene Ontology annotation, biological process: DNA replication; DNA damage response. Gene Ontology annotation, cellular component: nucleus. The transcript is spliced from 14 exons.